Molecule: messenger RNA, 2370 nt
Organism: Drosophila montana
Lineage: Eukaryota; Metazoa; Arthropoda; Insecta; Diptera; Drosophilidae
Gene: SLC5A11
Product: Sodium/solute co-transporter-like 5A11
Exons: 7
Coding region: 62-1873 (603 amino acids)
Biological process (GO): sodium ion transport; transmembrane transport
Cellular component (GO): membrane
Molecular function (GO): symporter activity
Source: RefSeq, a predicted model, not a curated record
GGUUACAACUGUCACCGUCUGACUGUUUGCCAGUUGUGUUUUGCACUCGAUUCGCUGCAGAAUGGAUAUGUCAGGUCGGAUUAUAACAACGCUCGCAUCUGAAUGGACGGAUAACUAUAGAUUCGGCAACACGGACUAUAUCGUAUUUCUGGGCAUGAUUGUUCUUUCCACAGGCACUGGCAUAUAUUUUGGCUGCUUUAAAAAAACCAAAAAGUCCAUUGAGGAAGUGGAACCGACUUUGCCCACCAGCGCAGCUACGCAGACACGUAGACAUGAUUUUGGUUCGGAAAAGAUGAGCGAAUAUCUGCUGGGAUCGCGCAAAUUGAAAGUCUUUCCUGUUGCCAUGAGUCUAAUAGCCAGUUAUGUAUCAGGCGUCACCAUACUUGGCACCACAUCAGAGAUAUAUAAUUAUGGCACACAAUACUGGUUUAUAGCCAUAGCCAUUAUACUGCAGGGCAUUGCUGUCUCCUAUAUCUAUAUACCAGUAUUUACAGCACUACAAGUCGGCUCCUCCUAUGAGUAUCUGGAAAUGCGCUUCCAUUCGGUCAUACGUAGCAUAGCAUCGUUUAUGUUUAUUUUGGAUGAGAUACUAUUUUUGCCAUUUGUUGUAUAUGUGCCAGCCAUAGCCUUAAAUCAAGUCUCUGGCAUCAAUUUGCAUGUGAUAUCAUCGGUUAUUGUUAUUGUGUGCGUUUUCUAUACCUUUGUGGGCGGCAUUAAGGCUGUGGUGCACACGGACGCCUGGCAGACGCUGGUCAUGUUCCUCUCGGUGCUGGCUGUCGCCGCCUUGGGCACCUACUAUGCCAGCGGGCUGGAAAAGCUGUUUGAUGAUGCCGCCAAGGGCGGUCGCCUGAUAUUUACCAAUACAAAUCCAUCGCCCUAUGUGCGUCACACCGUUUGGAGCGUGCUCAUUGGUGGCUUCUCCUACUGGACUUCCUUUAAUGCCGUCAAUCAGACCAUGGUGCAGCGUUACAUGUCGCUGCCAUCGCUGAAGCAGGCGCGUGCAUCAAUGGCCAUAUUUACGAUUGGUGUGGCCGCCUUUGUUUCCGUUUGCUGCUUUGUGGGUCUGCUGAUCUUUGAGAAGUACCAGGAUUGCGAUCCGCUGAGUGCGGGCCUGAUUACCCAUGACGAUCAGUUGCUGCCGCUGUAUGUGGUUCAGAGCGUGGGGCAUAUACCCGGCAUGGCGGGUCUGUUUAUAGCGGGCAUCUUUGGUGCCGCCUUGAGUUCACUUUCGGUGGUGCUCAAUUCCACAUCGCUGGUCAUACUGGAGGACAUUGUGCGCGGCUGCUUCAAGAUGCAGCCCAGUGAACGCGCCGCAACUGUGCUGGUCAAGAGCACCAUUAUCGUGCUGGGUGUGCUGGCGCUCUCGCUGGUCUUUGUGCUGGAGCAUCUGAGCGGCAUAUUGAGCAUCUGCACCUCCAUGACGGCAAUUGCGGCGGGCACCACUUUUGGCCUCUUCACGCUGGGCAUGCUCGUGCCGUGGGCUAAUAACAUAGGCACAGCCGUUGGUGGCAUUGCCAGCGCUUUGCUAGCCGGUUGGAUAUCCUUUGGCACACAGUUUAGCAUAGCGGCGGGUGAGCUCAACUCCCAGAAGCUGAACGUUUCCGUGGAGCACUGUACGACAAAUGUGACGCUGCCCGACACUGUUUGGGUCGACGAGGAACUGGUGUUUCCACUGUAUCGUUUAUCCUAUCACUGGAUCAAUCCCAUUGGCGUGGCAACGGUUAUUGUGGUGGGCUCCAUUGUAUCACUGCUGACCAAGCCGACGGAUGUGAAGACACUUGAUGCGGAGCUGAUAUCGCCAGUCUUGCACAGAUUUUUGCCAAAGGAAUGCUUUACCGGACGCCAGCAAACGAACCUACUGAGCCGCACAUAAAUACAAAUGCAGAAGCAAUUGUACAUAUACCCUAAAAAGAAAUAGUUAGCAGAAGAAAAAAAAAGAAUUCCCAAACAAUACGUUGUGGACAAGCUCUAAUCGGAGAUGCAGCUCCUACAUUCUAUAAGUUAGUUAAGCCCAACAUAAUCUUAGUUUAGUAAGUAGUACAAAUUGCAGUUCGGUUUUGUGUAAAGGCGCACACACACAACGUUUAACAUGGUACAGGAAUUUAUGAAUCUGCAUACACAAGUUGUUUGUUGUAUUAUUAUUUAUAUAUAUACUUAUGUAGCUUUAUUGAAACUGUUUCUUUUUUUUUUGUUUGUUUGUUGAAUUCCAGUUAAAACGUAUUACUUUGGCAUUUUUGUUUGUUCUUGUUCAAUUAGUCAGCAUACUGUCUCUCAAAAUGAGUGUAUUCCGUGUGACUUAGCAAGCAUUAUGUCUGUGAUAAAAAUUUAAUAAAUAUACAUAUAUGUAUAUAUUUAUAUACUAUAUAAGAA